Molecule: messenger RNA, 3312 nt
Organism: Eremothecium gossypii ATCC 10895
Lineage: Eukaryota; Fungi; Ascomycota; Saccharomycetes; Saccharomycetales; Saccharomycetaceae
Gene: SMC6
Product: DNA repair protein SMC6
Exons: 1
Coding region: 1-3312 (1103 amino acids)
Biological process (GO): double-strand break repair via homologous recombination
Cellular component (GO): nucleus; Smc5-Smc6 complex; site of double-strand break
Molecular function (GO): damaged DNA binding; single-stranded DNA binding
Source: RefSeq, marked provisional
AUGACCAACGACAAGCGGACCAUUGAUGACGUCGACCGGGAAGUGACGUCUCUGCUGCAGGAGGCAGAUGAGGCGCGCGAGCGACAGGCGCAGAACAAGCGGCGCAAGAGGUUUGCGCCUAUGACGCAGUAUGGAACGGACACGGUGGACGGGGAAGACUGGGAGGGCACGCCUGCAGGUUAUAUGAAGCGCAUAACGCUCAAGAACUUCAUGUGCCACGAGCACUUUGAACUCGAGUUUGGGCCGCGGCUGAACUUUAUCGUGGGGAGCAACGGGUCGGGCAAGUCUGCGAUUCUGACGGCGAUUACGGUGGUGUUCGGCGCCAAGGCGUCGGACACCAACCGCGGCGUGAGCUUGAAGUCGCUGAUCCGCGAGGGCUGCGGAACCGCGCGCAUUGCGAUUGUGCUGGCAAACCAGGGACUGGGGGCCUUUGAGCAGGGCGUGUACGGCAGCGAAAUUACGAUUGAGCGAACGCUGAAACGAGAUGGCCAGAGCAGCCACUUUUCGAUCAAGUCCGAGAACGGGCGGGAAGUGAGUAACAAGAAGCGGGAUCUACAGCGGAUCGUGGACUAUUUUUCGAUUCCAGUGCUCAAUCCCAUGUGCUUUCUGUCGCAGGAUGCCGCUAGGUCGUUUUUAACAGCCUCGACGCCGCAGGACAAGUUCCGGCACUUCAUGCGGGGCACCUUGCUUGAGGAAAUCGACAUGAACUUGGCUAAGGCUGAGGAGAUCCUGCGGUCGUCGAAGAGCAACCUGGACUACCAUGGCGAAAAUAUGAAGGCCCUCCGCGAGGACUACGAGCACGCGAAACGCCUUUUCAAGGAGAUAUACAGUACACACGACUGGAAUGAACGCAAGAAGACUCUGCAGGGCAAACUGUGCUGGCUGAACUACAAGGAAAACGAGCGGCGGCUACGCAAGUUUAAGAAACGACAGGAAGAGAUUUCGCAAAAGAUCGUGGCAUGCGACGAGAAGAUCACUGAGCGCAACCUAAAGAUCGAACGCUACAAGGCUGAUCAGGAUUCGACACACGAGGAGGUGGACCAGAAGAUGACUAGUCUUCAAGACCACCAGAUUAAAUUCGAGGAGGCAGAGCAGGAACUAGGCCAGUUUAGAGAGAAACACGAAGUUUUAAAAGAGGAGAGGAGAAAGGUUGAACGAGAGAUUGCAUCAUUGGAGGUAUCGCUUAAAGCACACAGACAGCAGGUGAAACAGCUGGAGCAGGAGCUGGCCGAAGCUCUUGGCGGAAGUAAGGAGCAGAUGGUUACGGAAAAGAGACAGGUGGACGAAGAAAUAAAGACUCUGAAGGGUAAUCUGCCCAGCCUGGAGGAUAAAUUUCAACAGUGCCGUGACCGGGAGCUGGAGUAUUCUCAUCAGAGGAACACCGCAAUCCAGCAGCUUCAAACUUCGAUUAAUUUGAAAAAGCAGGAGUAUCGGGAGAGCACUGCCAACCGAAGCCAGGAUUCCUACGCAGUUUAUGGGAGAAACAUGAAUAGGGUUGUUGCAGAAAUAAGAAAUAGACGGCAUGAAUUCUCGAAGCCACCGAUAGGGCCAUUAGGAUUGGAAGUGUCCAUAAAACCGGGGUAUGAACAAUGGGCCCGGUCGAUACAAAGCAUUGUCGGGCCCUCCUUGGGUGGUUUCGUGGUAAGUACUUCGAGAGACAAUUUAUUGCUACGACAGAUUCUGCGGAAGUACCCAGAUACGCGCAACACUAGCAUUGUAACAUACGCGUUAACUGAGUUUAAUUACGAACACGGAAAAGCCCAUACUGCGCACCCUACUAUUUCAGACGUUCUCGGCUUCAGCAGAAGGGAUCUGGAAUGUUUAUUUGUUGAUCAGCACAGAAUCGAGACUAUUAUACUUGUGGAUAAUAAAGAUGAUGCCUAUAAUGUGCUAAAGCAGUCGCCGCAAAAUAUCACCAGGGCUCUUUCCCUCAAGGAUAACCGUUCUGGAUUUCAAUCUUCCCUGGCACCGUCCGGUGGUUUCAGGUUGGAUACUAUUGAAUAUCAACAACAUCUUCUUUUUGCUCGUACCUCGGGUAAUAAUAAUGCCAGCGAUACUCAGUACCUGAAAGCGGUGAUCGAAGAAGAGGAGGGUGAGCUUCGCCGGAUUCAAACGCACUACGCUUCCUUAGGCUCUGAAAUAAAAGAAGAGGGAAGAAAGCUCGAAGAACAGAUGCGUUCGAUACGCAGCAGAAUUGUCAGCUUAGAACUUCGGAGCAAACACUUGAAGGUGAAGAUCGAGAAGGAGGUUGAUACAGGGGCAUUGGACGCUCACAAAGCGGCGCUCAAUGUUGAAACUUCACAAAUUGCGCAGCAUCGGGGUGCUAUCGCUGCAAUCAACGACCAGCUGUUGCAACUGAAGGACGAAGUUGAACCAUACAAGAGAAAGCAUGAGUCUGCUCGUCAAUUGGUGGCAAAGGUUAAAGAGGAACUCGAGGAUUUGAAGGAGAUGAUAAGGGUGAGAUCUCAUCGUAUUGACAAAAUGACUGAUGAUAUCACUAUUUAUAAUAAAAAGAAGGUCGCAUACCAAGAAGAAUUUCAGAGUAUACAAACCAAUGUGGAUUCCUUUACGCCUGUGCUGGACUCUUUGAGGGAGGAUGCCGAAAGACACUGUUCUGAGGAGGUAGCAUAUGGGAGUGAAAUCCCAAAUACCGAAGAAGAGGUUCGGAUGGAAAUGAGAAUUGCUGAUCGUCAUAUUAAGCAGGCCGAGAAAAGCGUAGGAAUGACACAGGAAGAAGUUGCUCGGCUUCUUGAAAGCACGAGGGAAAAGUUCUACGACGCCCAAGAGAAAUAUUCCGCGGUUGAUAGAGCAUUGUGGUCACUACAUGAAUCUUUAGAACAGCGGCGCAUAACUUUGAUGAAUAACAUCAAGAGUACCUGUCGUGAAGCUGACUCAGAUUUCCGUACAACUAUACGUGUUAGAAAUGGGUUUUCAGGAGCCUUGAAUUUUGACACCCCUGGUGCGCUUAUGGUUCUCGUUAAGACUGCGAACGACGAGACGCCGAGGAACGUGGACACGUUGUCUGGCGGCGAAAAAUCGUUCUCGCAAAUUACUCUUUUACUAUCUACGUGGAGCACUAUGAGAGCGAGAAUUAUCGCAUUAGAUGAGUUUGAUGUAUUUAUGGAUCAGGUCAACCGGACAAUUGGGACGAGGAUGAUAAUGAAGAAGUUCUCUACGAACAUUCGGACUCAGACAAUUAUUAUAACACCUCAAGAUAUAGGGAAAAUUGCCGAUAUUAGGGACCCAGGGAUCAAAAUCCAUAAGAUGCGUGAUCCUCAACGUCGUAAUAAUUCUGACUUUUAUUCUACAUAG